UUCCCUCGAUUAUCCAUAUGACAUUAUCAGGAUCAAAACAAUAGAGCUCACAGCGAAAGCCACACAGACGAAGAAGAGCAUCGAAAAUGGCAGCCAUGGCUGCACUUCAGAGCUCUAUGACCUCUCUUUCCCUCUCCUCCAACUCCUUCUUGGGUCAGCGCCUCUCACCGCCCACUCUCUACGCUGUGCCGGCCAAGCCAACAGAGAAGCCAUGUCUCAUUGUAGCGAAGCUCAAGCGAUGGAAGCGGAAGGAAUGUAAGCCAAACAGCCUUCCAGUUCUACUCAAAAUGCAUGUUAAGGUGGGAGAUACAGUGAAAUUAAUAUCUGGACGUGAUAAGGGAAAAAUUGGCGAGAUUACAAAGGUCUUUAAGCAUAACAGCUCUGUGAUAGUGAAAGACAUAAACUUGAAGACAAAGCAUGUGAAGAGCAGAGGAGAGGAUGAACCAGGCCAGAUUCUUAAGAUUGAAGCGCCUGUCCACAGCUCGAAUGUGAUGCUCUACUCAAAAGAACAGAAUGUAGCAAGUCGGGUGGGUCAUAAAAUCCUUGAAGAUGGUAAUCGAGUCCGUUACCUGAUAAAAACUGGGGAAAUAAUCGAUACUGCAGAGAACUGGAAGAGACUAAAGGAAGAGAAAACGAAGACUGAAGUAGCUGCUGCUUCUUAGAAGUCAAAUUCAUUACUUCACCACUGAUGUAGUUUCUGAGUCUCUAGAUGUAUUCCUGACCUGCUUUUAUCUUCAUUUGUCCAAAUAUUUUGUUACUGCCUCUUUGUGGAUCCACAUGCACAAGAGUGAUAUAGUUCUCUCCAUGCUGUAUUGGUUCGACCAUCUAGGGCGAAUUGGAAUAUGGAACCCUAGCCUAAACAUUUAGGUUGAAUUGCCUUGUAGUUCAUGUAGUUAAUAGACAGGCUUGUGCAUGUUCUCUCA
Messenger RNA from Alnus glutinosa, 923 nucleotides. RefSeq names its product large ribosomal subunit protein uL24c. Gene Ontology annotation, biological process: translation. Gene Ontology annotation, molecular function: RNA binding; structural constituent of ribosome. Gene Ontology annotation, cellular component: mitochondrion; ribosome. Bases 87 to 662 code for a protein of 191 amino acids. Lineage: Eukaryota; Viridiplantae; Streptophyta; Magnoliopsida; Fagales; Betulaceae. The transcript has 4 exons. The record is from RefSeq and is a predicted model, not a curated record.